AUGGCUACUAGCUUAGAUGAGAAAGAAAGCCUUCUUAAAGGCAUUAAUGUUUUCAGGCAAUCGCAGAACUUAUCAGCCCUGACAAUGAACUACAAGGCCUCAUGCUUUGCCAAGGAAAUCGCGAAGCAACUAGAAGGCGAGUCAUGUUCUCAAGUAACUGAUCCCAACAGUGUGCCAGGAGUCCCGGACAUUCUCAAGAAAUGCAAGGUGAACAUUAAUUCCACGACAGACGGAUUAAUGCUAUCGGUUUGUGUUGUCAACAGAGUGCCAAAUCUUGUUCUAAACAACUUUACUCAAACAUUUUACGGUAAGUAUCUGAAGAGUUCCAAGUUCACUGGAGCUGGCAUUGGUAAGGAGGAUGAUUGGACUGUUGUUGUGCUGAGCACAAGCACACCUGCUGGAAGUUUUUCGAGCUUUGCAUGUAGAUCAGCUUGUGGCAGCUUGUGCUAUUUGAUUGUGCUUCUUGGUUUGUUUUUAACAUGGCUAAUUGAAUAG
Messenger RNA from Daucus carota subsp. sativus, 495 nucleotides. RefSeq lists its product as uncharacterized. NCBI's taxonomy places the organism in Eukaryota, Viridiplantae, Streptophyta, Magnoliopsida, Apiales, Apiaceae. Bases 1 to 495 code for a protein of 164 amino acids. The transcript has 2 exons. The record is from RefSeq and is a predicted model, not a curated record.